GUUAUGUAAGCAAGCAGCGAAGGUCUACUACCCCGUGCACGUAGCAGUUCACAAUGGCCGACAUGGAGACAACGACCCCAGCGGGACAGCCUAUUGUCUCAAGAGAGAAGACGGCUCCAUUCCUCAUCCGAACUUUUGUAAAGGUUGGAUCAUUCCACAAACUGUCAUUGUUCGAGGAAAAUACUCUGCCAACCACGGAUGAACAACAAAUUUACACCUGGAAAGACGCCACCUUGCGUGAAGUACUGACGACUCUCCGAAAUGCUGCACCACAAAUACCAGAGUUUCGCCACCCUCUCGCUCGGUAUUCUUUCCGCGCUAUAUACGCAGACGCAGCAAACAGAGGACGAUUUGCACAAAAAGAGCUUGGUAUAGUCUAUUCUCGUGACAUUCUGGGCGAGCCAGGUACUGUUGACAACCCUGCGGCACGCCUACUCAACGACACGGAUGGCGAAUCCAGAGAGCAGACAGAACGGGAGAAAGAGGAGAGGACGCUCGAUGAACUUCGAUUUGUGCCAGGGGACUACCUUUGCGUCUCUAUAAUCCUUCCAAAAGCCGCUGCGGCUGCAGUAGCUGCAGCUACCCAGGCAGAGACCGCUGUCAAAGCUCCAGUUCAAAACGGCUGGAGAUCCGCACCAGCAGCACGACAGAGUGAUGCAGGAUGGGGAACAGCAGCCCCGGUUGGCCGAGGUGGGGGACAUUGGCGAGGGGACUCCAACCCUGCUCCCCCCAGUGGUCCACGAGGAAGAGGGGGAGGUGGUGGUGGAAGGGGCGGAGACUUUGCUGGAAGAGAUCGUGACUUUGACCGAAACAGAGAAUCAGACAGACGUCCGCCCCCAAGGCGUGAUUCACCACCUCAUCGAGGAGGCAGGGGCGGCAGAGGCGGGAAACGGUCGCCGUCGGGUUCACGAUCAAGGAGCCCACCGCGACGCAGAGGAUCUCGCUACGACUGAUGGCGCUUACUUGUACAUUUCAGGCUGUAGCUCUUACUCACUCACUAGCUACCAAUUCAAACUUUUUGUGUGCAAAAAGACAAAGUUCAUGUUACGGCAGAGAUGAUACGAUGACAAGAACUUGAUCAGCUUUUCAACCUUAUACGUACAUAGAAGCUUUCAAUUAUACC
This is a messenger RNA of Suillus clintonianus, 1123 nucleotides long. Its product is annotated as histone deacetylase complex protein. The transcript has 3 exons. The record is from RefSeq and is a predicted model, not a curated record. Lineage: Eukaryota; Fungi; Basidiomycota; Agaricomycetes; Boletales; Suillaceae. Bases 54 to 953 code for a protein of 299 amino acids. Gene Ontology annotation, molecular function: transcription corepressor activity; transcription factor binding. Gene Ontology annotation, cellular component: nucleus. Gene Ontology annotation, biological process: negative regulation of DNA-templated transcription.